GUAACGAUUUUAACAAAUUAGAUGGAUUAGAAUUCAAUUAAGGAGAACGAGAUUUCAAAUCAAUUUUAUCUGGUGCUACGAUAAAAUGCUUCAAUUAUAAAUUAUGACGUGUUAUUAACAUAAGCAAAUGGCGUCAGCUACGUUUAACGCUAUUCAUUGAAGAUGGACUACGCAGGCAAUUCUCUAGCACUUAUAUAAAUACUUGUAAAAAACAAAGAAAAAUGUCCACCCAUACUACUGCAAUAGUCGAAGAAUUGGCAAAGGAUUAUGCGAGUUAUGCAAAAUUGGAUUUAUCUAAUCAAAUGAAAAGUUUCCAUAAUACCAUUGAGGAUGUAAUGAUGCGGUUAGAAGAAUUUCAAUCGAUCAUAGAAAUGGUUCAGACCGAAAGAAUGCAAUGCAUGGAUCAGCAUAUUCCACAAUUGCAAGACAUGCAACAAGAAGUUGUGAAUCUUUGUAGACGUAUAGAUGCUUUAGAACAUGUUAUAGCAUUGGCUAAUGUAAAUUUAACCACUUUAGAAGCUGCUGUUGAAAAUGCAGAAGCUGAAUUAGGAAUUUCUGAUAGAUUAUUUGGAAUGUUAAAUCCUUUAUCCUUUUUUAAAAAGAGUCAAGAACCAUUAUUACCAAAUAAGUUACCAGUAUUUAAACAGCCUACAAUAUAUAGAACGAAUGACUAUUUUAACAGCGAGUAGACAACAUUCAAAUCUGAGAUGUGUAAUAUAAUAUACUUACUAAUUAAACAGAUAGGUGAAACUGUAUUGAAUGUCGAAAAGAGAUCUUAAUUUUUUUGAAGAAUGUGCAUUUGUGAGGUGAAUUCUGCAGAUUUUUAUCUUAGGUGAAAGGCAUUCUCAGAAAAAGUAUCAACAUGCUGCAAGAGUACAUGUUUUUAAUUGUGCUUUCUUUUCACCUACAGAACAGCUGCCAGCUAUACAAUGUCUCCAUCUUGCUAUUUUUCCUGCACCACAAGUAACACUGCAACUGGACCAGUGUCCCCAUUGAUCCCAUAUUUUGGGUUCUUGUCUACUCAAUCUACCUAGUAUCACAAUAUUUUUUUUAACAAGCAGUACUUUUCAUUACAUACAAAGAUAUUAAUAAAAAUAUAAAAUUACGAAUAGCAAUAUAAAUACAUAGGAAUAACUUCCUAAACAAAUUUCAUAUGCUCUGUGAUAUAAGUUUUAAUAUUGGUUAUGUAACUUAUAAAAUAGAAAGUGAAGUUCAUGAGGUUUAUAAUCCUGUAAUAUGUAACCCUGAAGAACAAAUUAUCCUUUUGUAAUAACACAUGCUAAUCUUUCUCUUAAAAUAAUUUGAAUAGAAACAGUCUUGUUGAGAAGAUCAUAAUAUUUGUAUGUACAACCUAACUCUAAUUAAUAUCUAAUUAUUACGUCUUAUCUUUUAUGUAUUGACUGUAUUGUUCAUUAUCACAUUUAUUUUUAUAAUUAAAGGUUUUAAUCAAUCA
Messenger RNA from Nomia melanderi (Alkali bee), 1453 nucleotides. RefSeq names its product biogenesis of lysosome-related organelles complex 1 subunit 4 (gene Blos4). Gene Ontology annotation, cellular component: BLOC-1 complex. Lineage: Eukaryota; Metazoa; Arthropoda; Insecta; Hymenoptera; Halictidae. The record is from RefSeq and is a predicted model, not a curated record.